AUGGCCACUUCCUUCAUGAGCUCCUCUUCUACCUAUGGUGGUGGCUUUGGGGGUGCUGGGGGCAGCUCUCGCCUCUCCUCAGUGCGAUCAGGAGGAGCCUACCGUGCCCCGAGCAUCCACGGAGGCUCCGGCGGCAGAGGCGUCUCCAUCUCCUCGGCCAGGUAUGUCUCCUCUUCGGGAGGAGGCUAUGGUGGUGGCAUGUGCUCAGGGUUUGGUGGUGGCUAUGGAGGAGGCUACAGCAGCUUGGGAGGUGGGGCAGCCUGUGGCUUUGGAGGGGGCGCUGGAUUUGGAGGCGGCUCAGGCUUUGGCGGAUGCUUUGACGUUGGUGGUGGCUUUGGUGGCGGCGAUGGCCUCCUCUCUGGCAACGAGAAGAUAACCAUGCAGAACCUGAACGACCGCCUGGCUUCGUACCUGGACAAGGUGCGAGCCCUGGAAGAGGCCAAUUCCGAUUUAGAAGUGAAGAUCCGAGACUGGUACCAGAAGCAAGCGCCCACCAGCCCAGCACGUGACUACAGCAACUACUACAAGAUCAUCGAAGACCUCCGAGACAAGAUCCUUGCUGCUACCAUUGACAAUUCCAGGGUGAUCCUGGAGAUCGACAACGCCAGGCUGGCUGCCGAUGACUUCAGACUCAAGUAUGAGAAUGAGCUGUUCCUGCGCCAGAGUGUGGAGUCUGACAUCAACGGCCUGCGCAGGGUCCUGGACGAGCUGACCCUGUCCAGAGCCGACCUGGAGAUGCAGAUCGAAUCCCUGAAGGAGGAGUUGGCUUAUCUGAAGAAGAACCACGAGGAGGAAAUGAAGGAGUACUCAAACCAGCUGAGCGGCACAGUCAGCGUGGAAAUGGAUGCAGCUCCUGGCAUCGACCUGACCAGGGUUCUCUCCGAGAUGAGGGAGCAGUACGAAGCUCUGGCUGAGAAGAACCGCAAGGAUGCCGAGGCCUGGUUCUUCACCCAGACUGACGAGCUGAACCGUGAAGUUGCCACCCACACGCAGCAGAUACAGACCAGCAAGUCGGAGAUCACAGAGCUGCGCCGCACGGUCCAGAGCUUGGAGAUCGAGCUCCAGUCCCAGCUCAGCAUGAAAGCUGGGCUGGAGGCCAACCUGCGGGACACGGAGGGCAGGUACUGCGCACAGCUCGCUCAGAUCCAGGCGCUCAUCACCAGCGUGGAGGAGCAGCUGGGCGAGCUGCGCUGCGACAUGGAGCGCCAGAACCAGGAGUACAAAAUGCUGAUGGACAUCAAGAGCCGCCUGGAGCAGGAGAUCGCCACGUACCGGCAGCUGCUGGAGGGGCAGGACUCCCAGUAG
Molecule: messenger RNA, 1305 nt
Organism: Acanthisitta chloris (rifleman)
Lineage: Eukaryota; Metazoa; Chordata; Aves; Passeriformes; Acanthisittidae
Product: keratin, type I cytoskeletal 15-like
Exons: 6
Coding region: 1-1305 (434 amino acids)
Molecular function (GO): structural molecule activity
Source: RefSeq, a predicted model, not a curated record